Messenger RNA from Gastrolobium bilobum, 877 nucleotides. Its product is annotated as ras-related protein Rab2BV-like. The record is from RefSeq and is a predicted model, not a curated record. Gene Ontology annotation, molecular function: GTP binding; GTPase activity. NCBI's taxonomy places the organism in Eukaryota, Viridiplantae, Streptophyta, Magnoliopsida, Fabales, Fabaceae. Bases 146 to 796 code for a protein of 216 amino acids. Gene Ontology annotation, cellular component: endosome. The transcript is spliced from 2 exons.
UUCCUUCACUACUCCUCUGCAAAAGUUUGAAUCUUUAAUCCCUCUAACCAUCUUUCAUCGUGACCCCACUUGGCGUGUUUGAUUUUUUCGUUGGAUCAUUGUGCUGGUGUGUGUUUGUUGGGUAUCCGAUCAUUGGAAGCAAAGCAUGGCGUAUAAAGUAGACCAUGAAUACGACUAUCUCUUCAAGGUCGUAUUGAUUGGAGACUCGGGUGUUGGAAAAUCUAAUAUUCUUUCAAGGUUUACACGAAAUGAGUUCUGUUUAGAGUCGAAAUCUACCAUUGGGGUUGAAUUCGCAACCAGAACAUUGCAGGUGGAGGGGAAGACUGUAAAGGCACAAAUAUGGGAUACUGCUGGGCAAGAGAGGUACCGAGCUAUCACUAGUGCUUACUACAGAGGAGCCGUUGGUGCCUUAUUGGUCUAUGACAUAACCAAGAGGCAAACAUUUGAUAAUGUGCAGAGGUGGCUUCGUGAACUAAGGGAUCACGCAGAUUCUAACAUUGUUAUUAUGAUGGCUGGAAACAAAUCUGACCUGAAUCAUCUGAGAGCAGUCUCUACUGAAGAUGCUCAAAGUUUAGCUGAGAAGGAAGGUCUUUCAUUUCUAGAGACUUCAGCUUUGGAGGCAUAUAAUGUUGAGAAGGCAUUCCAAACCAUUUUGUUUGAUAUAUAUCACAUUAUAAGUAAAAAGGCUCUUGCAGCACAGGAGGCUACUUCCUCUACUGGCCUUCCUCAAGGAACUACCAUUAAUGUCUCAAAUAUGUCAGGUAAUACGGGCAAUAGAACUUGUUGCUCAAACUAACAGGGUAACUGUGUAGAAAAAAGAAGAGGAAAAAACAAGAAGCUUUUUCAGGAAAUGUUUUUUUUAUUUUAAAACACAAUG